Exophiala viscosa is the source of this 689-nucleotide messenger RNA. RefSeq lists its product as uncharacterized. The record is from RefSeq and is a predicted model, not a curated record. The transcript is spliced from 2 exons. NCBI's taxonomy places the organism in Eukaryota, Fungi, Ascomycota, Eurotiomycetes, Chaetothyriales, Herpotrichiellaceae. Bases 52 to 558 code for a protein of 168 amino acids.
AGAGCUCUUUCAGCAGUACCUUCUCCAGGCUGAAAGUCAACUUCCAGCACGAUGAAGCUCUCAGCCAUAGUAGCCUGUGCUGGCCUUCUGAUAGGCAGCACUCAAGCCUGGACAUGCCUUUCUCAGGCCGAUGCGAACGACAUUGCAGCCCGAUCGACCAUCUUCUUGCAGCAUCUCAAUGUUACCCAAGCCAAUGAGACAGCACAAGGUCUCUUUGCCGACGGCAUUGUCGAAUAUGGAGACUCGAUCAACUCCCUCAAAGGCGAUCCCCUCGGAACCCAAGUCGAAAACGGAAAGCAGCACUACAUAAACGACACGUUAUCGACGGAACCGAUCCCUCAGAUCAACACUCUCAAUGUGGUGGCAGGCUGCAACCAGAUGGUCUGGCAAUGGGAAUUCCUCGGUAUUGGGACAGGAGAGUACCGCAUCAGCGGGAUGACACUCAUCACUGUUGAUGCUGGCAGCAAAAUCGUGGAGCAGUAUGUUGAGUUCAACAGUUUGGCCUGGGGUGCCAACAUUGGCUUCAACAUCACUCCGUCUGCGCUGCCUGGGAAGUAGGCGUCGUUGAUGCCCGUUUCCAGAUUCGGUGGGCGGCACGGUUGAAGUAGAAAGGCUGUCUGUACAUUUCAUGCCACCUGGUAGCAUGGAUUUGCUUGUGAUAUCUAAUAAGUAAUAUAAUAAGGUCGCAG